Molecule: messenger RNA, 2133 nt
Organism: Trichophyton rubrum CBS 118892
Lineage: Eukaryota; Fungi; Ascomycota; Eurotiomycetes; Onygenales; Arthrodermataceae
Exons: 7
Coding region: 1-2133 (710 amino acids)
Biological process (GO): mitotic sister chromatid cohesion; replication-born double-strand break repair via sister chromatid exchange; synaptonemal complex assembly
Cellular component (GO): synaptonemal complex; cohesin complex
Molecular function (GO): protein binding; chromatin binding
Source: RefSeq, a predicted model, not a curated record
AUGUUCUACAGCCACGAAAUCCUCACCUCGCGUGAGCAUGGCGUUGCCACAGUGUGGCUGGUAGCGACUCUCGGGGCAAAGUCAACUACACGGAAGGUGAACAGGAAGGCAAUAUUAGAAGUGGAUGUGCCCAAGGCGUGUGAUAUGAUUAUUCGGCCGGAUGCUCCUAUGGCAUUGAGACUACAGGGGAACCUUCUGUACGGGGUAUCAAAAGUCUACCACCAGCAAUGCGGGUAUGCGCUUCUCGACGCCGAAGCCACGCGGGAUAGAAUGAAGGCCAUGUUGAGGGUUAUCAACAAGGCUGGGUUGGACCCUGACGCGGGAAAAGCCAGACCUGAUCAAAUCAUGCUCCCACAUGAUCCGGCUUUUAUUCCUGAACUGAUGUUGCCCGGGUUAAACGUUGAUUUAUCAGCUCUAGAUAUGGGAUUGGAAUGGGUAUCACCGCGCAAAUCCAGUCUGGUAUCAAGCAACGUGCCCAAAUCAUCUGCUACCAACUGGUCACCAGCUGCGCAACUGCAGCUGAACCUCUUAUCUUCGGAUAUCGGUGGCUUCCAGGUAGGGGAAGGCCUAGGAUAUAUCAGUGACAUGAGCAGUGCUAGAAAGGAGCCUCAAGUAGAGCUGCCACCCUACUUUGGAGACGAGGCCGGAAUCUUGUUACAACCGGACUUUGAAUUCGAUGGUGAAGGUAACAUCAUCGAGCUGUCUCCGAAGAAAACUGCAGAGCCAAGGGAAAGUGAAGUCCAAGUGAGGGAUGACCGCCUGAGCACUUUGAGAAAUACUGGAGUCGACUUGUUCGUUGAUGAUCAUCAACCUGAUGGGGAUAUUGUCAUGGAUGACAUUGAUGCUGCUCAGAGAGAAGGGAUUGGGAGUCUGCUUGUAUCUGACGGCACGCAGCCACGAGGGCAAGUGACUGAUCCAGACUACUCCAAUGUUCCCCAGGUAUCCCCGGAGACCGGUGAAGUAAAGGUACCCUUUAGAAGGAGAAAACUUCCCAAGAUUUUCGGUAUAGAUGAGCCCGCUGAGCUUCGAAACUCUGAUCUGGCACAGUGGAAUUCAGAGUACGCGGAGAACAUGGCCGCUGCUGCCAGAGCCAAGAUCCAGAACAGGCUUAUCACCAUUGCCAAAAAGAAUGCGGCCUUCUGGGUUCUCGGCUCGGGAAUUGGAGCUGUAGGUACCGGUUUGGGUGCUAGAGCAGUGCUACACCCACUUGCUGCGUUUUCCGGAGACCAGUUACUUGCCUCUUUGACCGGGGCUCCAUGCAAAGAGAGACGACGUGGUAAAAGGAACCACGAGGGGAAGGAUGAGGAUGCUGAUGCAGCUGUGGUUGGUAAGAAAGCUCGUACCAGGCAGGAUGAUGAGCCUGAACUUGGCUUAGACGGGGCUGUAGAAGUGGAUGAAGGCCUCGGCCUUGUAAUUGAGGACAUUGAGGUCGGCAGACAGGCUCCUUCGUCUCUUCGGGAUGACGACCUAUCCAACAUGCCAUGGAACAUCACCGCAUCUAUCAGGAGCAAGAGCUCAGCAUAUUCUCGCCAGAUCUUCGCGAGUGGAGGCGUGUUCUCGAGCAUUGGCGGCCCGCGAUCUGUGGUAAGUCCCGGGCCGGAUGGACUGCCAUCUGCCUCCAACGCAGCAGCCCUAGCAGCCUUUAGACGAGGACGCCUAAGAAGUCAGAGUCCACUCGCUGGUCGCGGUGGAAUGACAGACAUCCACCUGCCAAGUGACCAGGACAUAGGCAUAGACAUGCUCAGUGGCAUUGACGGUGGCGAAGGAGACGGGCAACCGGGGGAACAGCUCGAUCACGAUGAAAGGGGUAGUGUCCAAAGGCCCAAGUGGUUAAACAGUAGCAGCCUCGACCAGGAGACCAUCAAUUUCUACGAGUACCUGCAGACUCGCAUUGAGGAGGAGGAGGAGGAUGAUGAUGAUGAUAAUGAUCGGAAGGUCGGAGGAUGCCAUUCAGGGGUAUCGUUCACCUCGCUUCUUCCCCCCAGAUCGAGCUCCCGUAUCGUCGCGACGCAGGCACUGCUGCACGUCCUGACCCUCGCAACGAACGGAGCACUUCGAGUCCAGCAAGACGUUGCCAGUAGACCAAGGAGUGUUCAAGAUGCAGGGGACAUCAUCCUGAUGCUUGGAUGUUAA